Aricia agestis (brown argus) is the source of this 2368-nucleotide messenger RNA. RefSeq names its product homeobox protein CDX-2 (gene cad). NCBI's taxonomy places the organism in Eukaryota, Metazoa, Arthropoda, Insecta, Lepidoptera, Lycaenidae. The coding region runs from base 74 to 805 and encodes 243 amino acids. The record is from RefSeq and is a predicted model, not a curated record. The transcript is spliced from 3 exons. Gene Ontology annotation, cellular component: nucleus. Gene Ontology annotation, molecular function: RNA polymerase II transcription regulatory region sequence-specific DNA binding; DNA-binding transcription factor activity, RNA polymerase II-specific. Gene Ontology annotation, biological process: embryo development; anterior/posterior axis specification; regulation of transcription by RNA polymerase II.
AUCGCGCCGAGUAUCGUUCCGUAUCGGUGCCCCAGUGAAGUGACUUCGUGUGUGCGAUGAGACUGCGAUAAGCAUGGUGAACUACGUCAACCCGCUCGCCAUGUACCAAGGCAAGGGCGGUCAGUACGCCGCCGGGGGAUGGUACGGCUGGCAACACCAGAACUUCGACGAGCAGCAGUGGUGCGCGUGGAACGGGGCCCCGGCGGCGGCGGAGUGGCCGUCGGACCCGCACCACUUCAAGCGGGAGCCGGGGGAGCGCGAUGUGGGGGAGAUGCCGUCGCCGGCGCGCGGGGACCUGGCCAGCCCCGGGGAGGGCUCGCCCGGCUCCCGGCCCUCGCAGCCGCCGGGGGCGCCGCGCUCGCCCUUCGAGUGGAUGAAGAAGCCCAGCUACCAGUCCCAGCCGAAUCCAGUAGGGAAAACCCGUACGAAGGACAAGUACCGGGUGGUAUACAGCGAUCACCAGCGACUGGAGCUGGAGAAGGAGUUCCACUACAGCAGAUACAUCACCAUCAGGAGGAAGGCCGAGCUCGCCGCCAGCCUAGGCCUCUCUGAACGACAGGUAAAAAUCUGGUUUCAAAACCGACGGGCAAAAGAACGAAAACAGGCGAAGAAACGCGACGAAGUGGUGAUGAAGGAGAAGGGUGAUCACGCGUCGCUCCAGCACGCCCAGAUCCACCACGCCACCAUGUUGCACCACCAGCAGAUGAUGAACGGCAUGAUGCACCACCACCACUACCACCAGGGGGUGCUGCAGGGGGUCCCCGAGCCGCUCGUGCCGGGGGUCCCGCCGGUUCCCCUCCUGUGACAACAAGACUUUAGUGCGUACGGUGAAAACUUUUAAGUGAUCUCGCUAAUGUGAGUUAUACGGACGAUUUUAUUUAAAUAUAUAAAGAGCUUAAUGUAGAUAGAAGACGUCGCGACAAGCUAUUAGCUCGGGAGUUUUUCUGGAACGAGCGCAUUUUCCGUUUACACCUUGACAACAACUGAAAGAAAAUGUCCUGAGCUCAAAGCUGUGAACAUAUUGUUAUCUACAUUUUAAUGUUAAUGGCGCAAAUCGUGUAUUAGGGCUAAAACGGGCCUGCCUUUGCAAUAAAGUGGAAUUCAAAAUGUCUUUACCGUAGUUAUUUAAACGUAGGUGCCUAAGUAUCACGCCUUUAGAGUACAGAGCGUCCGCGGUGGUUAUUAUGGCGACUGUUCACUGUAAAUAUAAAUGACUAUAUUUUUAUAUUUAGAUGUUAGCUUGUUGUCGAGUCUUUUAAGUAUUUCUCAAUUAAAAAAAACAGAAAUAAGUUUCUAGCAAAGAGUAACUUGCCAAGAAGUUCAGAGUUUUCUAAUAGUAGAGCCAGCAGUAGUCGCAAUAUAAAUUUUAUUGUUUUACUGAACUCUGUAAUCGAUUGCAAUGUGCAACUUUAACUCAAUUAAAAAAAAAUACACUGUUCAUUUAGAUCGGCUUAAUGUUAAAUACAAAACUUAUGAAAUAUUUUGUUACAGUACAAUUUUUACCUUAACUUAUUAUAGAAGUAACGUACUUGUAAUUACUUAUUUUAUUUGGAUUAUAGAUACCGUUAUGAAUCUCACUUAAUAAACCAUCAUGAUUAUCGAUGAAAACCCUUUAUAAAUUGAGAAAUACUUAAAUCAUAUUAACAUUUCAUAUGAGAUUAUUCGUAGCCUUAAUUUGUAUAUAUUAGAUGUAAGCUAAUAUAUAGUCAUCUCAUUUUGUUUAAUUUUACUAGUAAUUUAUAAAUAAUAUAAGAUUUGACUGCAUAUUUACCGUAAUACUUACACGAUAGAGUUUCCUAAUGUUGUUUCUUGUUAAUAGAUGACAUUCCUUGUUGAGUCUUCGAAUUUCGAAGACGACCCAGACUUACAUUGAUAAGUAAGAUUAAAAUGUUGAGUAGCCCUGUCGCUACUGACACUUGGAAAUCUGAUUGAAUUGAUUUAUUUAUGAUUUUAACACGUUGAAACUCUAGGUUCUUUUAUUGCCAAAUGAUUUUUUCAGCUCUAUUUUGUUUUAAAUUACAAAAAGGUGCUCAUUAUACCAGUGAUUUUUAAAAUUUGUAACGCUCAAGCCUGAGGUAUAAGCAUAUAGGACAGAUGUCACAAAAUAUAAAUAAAAUUAUAAUCGUUUUCUUGUUUGUGAUUUGUACACAUCUUUGUAUAUUUGUUUAGAAGUAAGGAUUCACGUUGGGGCACUAAAUAGUUCCUAAUGUCUGCUCUUUAUGUUCUUAUACCUUGGGAUGAUGUGAUUUAUUUACUUGUAUGUUGAAAAUAGUAUGGGUGAUUGAAUUGUAAGUAACUGACACUGAACAAUUAGAAUGUAUGCACUACAAUCACUAAAUCCAUUUGGUAAAUAAAGAAAUCCAUGUUA